AUGAUACCACGCGAACGGAAGGACUGUGCUACACUCCUUCGAGAUGAAAGAAGCUCCAGACAAAAACAUAAUAACAUCACCCGGAAACGAAGACUCGAUCUCAUGAGGGAACUCGUCCGAACCUAUGAUGCAAGAAGUUACAAUGAGCUAUACAAGAGACUCAGUGUACAAGAUACGGACGACAUCUACGCAGAAUACGGUCCAACCUGGAAAGAGACAGCAGAACACUCUAUCGCGAAUUACUGCAAGGAAAUCAUACUAGAACAAGAAACCAUGACAUUCGAACAGAUUCUUACGAGCAACCACCAUAGUCGUACCUGCCAACAUCCGGCAGACACACGACAAGGAGAAGAGUGGUUAGAUUUACUGAUCAACGUCAACCACAUCAACAAGCGAGAAAUCCCUCACAGCAGUGAUGAACAAAUUGUGUACACGAAAAAACGCCUUCGUCAUCGAGGGACCCACAACAACCGGUAA
This is a messenger RNA of Opisthorchis viverrini, 477 nucleotides long. RefSeq lists its product as hypothetical. Bases 1 to 477 code for a protein of 158 amino acids. The transcript has a single exon. The record is from RefSeq and is a predicted model, not a curated record. Lineage: Eukaryota; Metazoa; Platyhelminthes; Trematoda; Opisthorchiida; Opisthorchiidae.